AUGUUUUUCAAGAAACCGGCCAACGAGCACGGGCAUCAUAGAGUAGAGACGUUCAGGAUGGAGGAUGAAGAGUACUUCAAUGGACAUGCACGCACGAUCAAGAAGGCCAAAUCGAAGUUGUCAGGCAUUAAUUUAGCAUACCGUUUCGCAUAUUCACAUGUGUUACAAGACGACCAGUUAGAGGAAUGGAAAUUGAAGUUGGCAGCCACGCAAUUGGACCUAGACUCGCUGGACACUUAG
Molecule: messenger RNA, 240 nt
Organism: Sphaeroforma arctica JP610
Lineage: Eukaryota; Ichthyosporea; Ichthyophonida
Exons: 1
Coding region: 1-240 (79 amino acids)
Source: RefSeq, a predicted model, not a curated record